Molecule: messenger RNA, 3899 nt
Organism: Pomacea canaliculata
Lineage: Eukaryota; Metazoa; Mollusca; Gastropoda; Architaenioglossa; Ampullariidae
Product: PR domain zinc finger protein 14-like
Exons: 10
Coding region: 283-1827 (514 amino acids)
Biological process (GO): regulation of transcription by RNA polymerase II
Cellular component (GO): nucleus
Molecular function (GO): RNA polymerase II transcription regulatory region sequence-specific DNA binding; protein binding
Source: RefSeq, a predicted model, not a curated record
GUAGGGGUGUGGAGGGGGAGGGGUAGGGGCUUGUCAAAAAGAGGAGGUGUUGAAAAAGUUGGGUGGAGAGUAUUUUUGUGAGAGGUCCUUGAAGAGUUAGACAGCCGCUCGUGCAGGCUCCGCCACGAGACGGAUGCAGUCAUUGUAGGUGAGGAGUGCGACAUCCCCCGCGCUGUGUCACACGGCAGUGGAGGGAGCCAGGAUUUCUUGUCCACCAACCGAGAUUAGUGAAGAAUAUAACUGUGUCAAACUGAGAGGACAAACAUACCGACGGACUGCGACAUGGACCAGCUGCGCCCCGCUGUCUUCCCCUUCUAUGCUGCGCACUUGCACCCUAACCUCGCCAGCCUCGCACAGGAGCGUCUCCGUUUCCCGGGACACCCGCCAUUCCAAUUUCCAGCGGCGGCCAUGUUUCCCGGCAUGCAUCCGAUGGCCGCUCACCACCAUCCGCCUCACCCGCCGCACCCAGGCGUUCCGCACCCUUUGACCCCGCAGGCCAUGCUGCACGUACGGGGACUGUCGCACACGCCGCAACCUGCUCACGCGCACGGCCACCCGCCCUCGGCGCACGUGCUGCACCCACCUGUACUGCAGCAGAUGUGCAUCUCCCAGGAGGAGCUGGACACCGUCCUAUACGGGUACGCCAAGAGCAAGGGAGGAGACCACUACCACGGCCACGCCCUGUCCGGCCUCAACCUCAGCCACGCGCUGGCUGCCGGGGAUCCCUCCUUGUCAGCCCCAGAACCCGUUACAUUCGGGAUUGACAAAAUUCUGUCCUCCAACCAGGCUUCCCCCAGCAGCUGCAGCGGCCGCGACUCCAAGUCUUCUCCUCCGUCCUUAGACCACGCCGCCCUGGAGCUGCCGGAAGGCAUCGCCAUCAUCCAGUCCAGCUUUGCUGGCAUCGUACACCACGGGGUGUUCUGCACCAAGACUGUCAUCGCCAGGGGCGCGAGGUUCGGACCCUUCAAGGGGCGGAUAAUCCACACCAGCGAAAUCAAAACACUGGACGAUAACUCGUACAUGUGGGAGAUUUUCCAGGAUGGCAAGCUGAGUCACUUCAUUGACGGGCGAGGUUCCGCAGGUAACUGGAUGUCACACGUGAAGUGCGCUCGCUACGCGCAAGAACAAAAUCUCAUCGCCAUUCAGGCGGACGGCGCCAUCUGGUACGAGGCCUGUAAGGACAUUCCUCAAGGAACAGAACUGUUGGUGUGGUAUGGCGACUGCUACCUGCAGUUCAUGGGGGUACCUGUCGCCCUGAAGGAGAUGGCCGACGGUGGUGCGCAGGAGGAGGCUGACACCAGUGAGGGCUUUCAGUGCGAAAGGUGUGGCAAAGUUUUCGCCUACAAAUACUACAGAGACAAGCACUUGAAGUACACGCGAUGUGUGGACCAGGGAGAUCGCAAGUACCCGUGUACUCUCUGUUCCAGGUCCUUUGAGAAGCGGGAUCGUCUGCGAAUCCACAUUUUGCACGUGCACGAGAAACACAGGCCCCACAAGUGCAUGGUGUGCGGCAAGUCCUUCAGUCAGUCCUCCAGCCUCAACAAGCACAUGCGGGUGCACAGCGGAGAACGGCCAUACAAGUGUGUGUACUGUAACAAGGCUUUCACAGCGUCCAGCAUACUGCGGACACACAUAAGGCAACAUUCGGGAGAGAAACCAUUUAAGUGCAAGCAUUGUGGGAAGGCCUUCGCGUCGCAUGCAGCACAUGACAGUCACGUGAGGAGAACGCACUCUAAGGAACGACCAUGUUCCUGCAACAUUUGUGGCAAGACUUUCUCCCAGUCCUUCGAGCUCAAGUUCCACAUGAAUUCACACCUGAGUCCAUGACAGAAUCGCACAUCGAUUGCCGGAGAAAAUGAAGAAUAAAUGAUAAUAAUGAUGCUAAAAACACUUGCAUCCCAGCAUCGUGGCAUCUCUCAGGCCACCAUCGUGGGCUCCUCACAAAUGGCUGCCAUUGUUCUGCACGCGCAAACCUGAGAACAAUGACUGAUAAGACCAACUGACUCAGUGCCACGUGUGUUCCCUGGCUCCUGUUCAGUGAGCACGGCUCAUCACACAUCAUUUCUUAAAAUAAAGGCCAAUUAAGAAAAGUUAUAAACAAACUUCCCGAAUACAAUUCAUGAAGUCGCUGUGAAAGACAUCUCAUCUUUGCGAGUCUCAGAAGGAUGCAGGUGGAAGUUUACCACAAACACUAGAGAAAAAAACUGUGUUUGUCUCGUGUACGAAUCCUUCAUUUUUCAGGCGACUAGGCUGUGCUUUCUCUUUGUGGAAUUGAAAAGUUUGGACGGUUUGGAAGAGUGAGGCAGUUACUGUGAUUUUCAACUGCGAGAGAAAUGAUGAAGAUUGAUGGACAUCGUCUGAGUGGCAACGAGACUUUGCGAGACAGAAGUGUGUUAGUCAGCAGCCAUGUAUCUAAUGUUUACUGGAUUGUAGUCUCCCAGUAAAUUACAGUUUUUAUUGUAGAAUGAAACACGUUUUGUUUGGAAUUAUCAAGCACCUUAUCAGUGGAAUAUUGUAAAUGUAACACACACACACACACACACACGACUUUCUUUCCAUACUUUGUCACACCGACAUCAUUUCUGUCAUGAUCCCGGACAAACACAUAGUCUUGUUUUGUUUACAUAGCUUUGUUUACCUGUAGAACUGUUGCGAUUGCACGUGUGUGUGUGUGGAAAAUUUACGGAAAACAAGAAAUACUCACUUUUUUACAAAAAUUUGACAAGAUGAUAUAAAAGUUUGUGUCAUUUUUGUGGAGUUUGAAUGAUAUGUCUUUUGUAUGUUGGAUUCAUCAGGGAUAUAUAUACAUUGACUUGCUGAAUUAUCUCGGGUUCUAGAAGUGUUUAUUUACUGAGAAACAUACUUAAUGAUGAAUGUUUUUUUGAGUUUCUUUGAAAUCGUUUUUGUUUGAACGUAGAAGGCAAGAAAAUGUUGGUGCUGCUUUCUUCUCAAACAUCAACAUUUUCAUCAUACCCGAAACAUGAGGUCUUUUUUUUUUUUGAGAAAAGUAUUUUAAAAGAAUAAUUUAGCUAAAGUUUGUGUUAUAGUUUAUUAUGGUUUUCUGAAGCAGAAAAAGUUGUAUAGAUGUAAUAUUUGUUAGAUUAUGUGUAGCGUAUUCCUCUGUCUAGAGUUUACACGUCGGUUAUUCAAUAAUAACUGACAUUGUUAAUUAACGGACAAACAAGUACAACUUAAAAAAAGAUUUUAAUUCAUUGAUAAGAAGAUAAGCAUGAAGACUGUGUUACACAGCUUACACACAUUUAGAUAUACACAUUUGUGGACAAGGACGACAGGAGCGAAUUGCGGUUAAGGAACAAGUAUUUCGAGCGAUGAAGGUUUAAGUAUGAUACAGUUCUUUGAAAAUCUCAAAAAUAAAUUUUAAAAGUAGGUAAAAAUUAAUUUUGCUUUCACUAACUCCAUUCGUUUGGAUGGCUUUGACAUGGUCAUAGUUACAUUCGUUAUGCUUGUCCGUCUGUUUCUGGACAGACAACAUUCAUUCUGUGAACAGAUGACAUUCAGCACUUUAAUCUUGUGGACGGGUGCAUCUGACAAAACUGUUUGAAGCACACGCGGUCAAUGAACAUUUGCUGUGAUAUUACCGUGCUGAUAUUCUUAUUAUCAAUGGUCUGAAGUUUUACUUGUUUGCUCUCUCUCUUUCUCUCUCUCUCUCUCUCUCUUGUUCGUCAUAAAUACACGAAACAAACAAAAUCACUCACGGCAUGCAGGCAGAAUCUAUGUCUUUCUUCGUUUUUCAUUUUUCUUCCUACUUCAUAUCAUUUAAGUUUCUAUCAAUCUUUCCUUAUCAUUUAUCAAGUAAAAGUUGCUAUGAACAAUCAUUUUUUUCUAAGGAUGCCCAUCUCAGAAAAUCGUUUAUACUGUCAUCUGUCCAUGUUCUUUAA